CCUCCCCGCUCCCUCCCGCUGCUGCUGGUUGGCUACAUUGUAUCAGUUCCCACACGAAGAACCACCGCGGCACUCAUCCAGAAACGGUGAAUACGGGGGGAAUUAACCUGGAUGGGAAGCUCUCCGCUGUGGGAUUAAUCGCCAGAAGGUCGCGGGAGAGGACUGGACUUGUGUCGGGCUCGAGGCGGCGCCGAUAAAAUGCCCUCCGGACUCGGGGUGUUUUCGAUGAGGACGGUAUCUCGAAGUGUGAUGGCAGAAGUCCAGUGAAUCGCUGGCCUCCCCUCCUCUCUUGUGUUGGAUGUCUUGGGGAGUGCGCUGCCACUGGUUUCUGGUGCUCCAGUCUUCCUCAGAGCUCUUAUCCUGAUUCACACUCUUGAUUUGUUGUUUUUAUGGAGUGCACACCACCAUGGACGGACCAGGGUUUGGAAUAGGAGUGGCUAGCUAAGUCGGGCACAAUGUGGUUAAAUGGGACAGGAACAAGUAAACCGUGAGGAUUCUCUAACCCCUGCCCCCGAGUCCCAACCGUCUGAGAGGGUGUCGGACCUCACUGAGGCAAUCCUGGGCCGUUGGCACUAAAAUGUCCCUAAGUGGUGGCACUGCAGGCGGGAAAGGUGUGGACUCUAAUGCGGUGGACACUUACGAUAGCGGGGAUGAGUGGGAUAUCGGUGUUGGAAAUCUGAUUAUUGACCUUGACGCGGACUUAGAGAAGGACAAACUUGAGAUGUCUGGCACCAAGGACGGCAUGGCGGCACCACCCAGUGCAGUGGCAGCGUUGCCCGACAACAUCAGGUUUGUUAGUCCAGUGUCUGGCUCUCAAGGCAAGGAAAGCAAAUCCAAAUACAAGCGCAGUAAGAACUCUAAAGACAAUAGUAGCAAAGCUUCAGCUGGAGAUGGGGGCAAAAAAGAAACUACAGGACGGACUCAAGGGGAGCCAACAGGCGCAGCAGCCGGUGCAGGCGCUGCUGGCAACAAUUCCACCUCUGGGAAGAACAUGGAAAAAGGGGGCAAAGCCUCCAGAGGUGUUCUGGGUGGUAAAAAAGAGAAAGAAGGGGCUAGUGGGAAAAGUAAGAAGGACAAAACAGAUGGAGCCCCAGUCGUGGCAAUAGCUGCUGCGGAGAAGGAUGUUGUGUCUCAAGCCCAAGUUGCUUUGGGGAAUAGUCGUAAUGCGUCCUUUGAGAACACACAAUCAACAGACUUGGCAGAAGCCAAUCAAAUGGGGAAUAUUGCACUUGAACCUGUAGGGAUAGUACCAGCAUUGACCACAAAAACUGAACCAGAGGAAGUGGAAAAUGGUAAUAGUGACUGCAAGACGUUAAAGAAGGUGAAAAAUGAAAAGAUGGAAUCUCCUGUCUCCACGCCAGCUCCUCCGCCCCUCCACCUCCUGGCCACAGUAGGCAACAGUGAGAUUUCCUCGCCGUGUGAGCAGAUAAUGGUGCGCACACGCUCGGUGGCCGUGAACACAUCCGAUGUGGCCCUGGCUACCGAACCUGAGUGCUUGGGGCCCUGCGAGCCCGGUACAAGUGUCAAUCUCGAAGGCAUUGUGUGGCAGGAAACUGAAGACGGCAUGCUGGUGGUCAAUGUUACUUGGAGAAACAAGACGUAUGUGGGCACCCUGUUGGACUGUACACGGCAUGACUGGGCUCCCCCCAGGUUUUGCGAAUCUCCCACAAGCGAUCUAGAGAUGAGGAAUGGCCGUGGUCGAGGUAAGCGAAUGAGACCGAACAGCAACACCCCUAUCAACGAGAACAGCAACUCGUCGGACAACAAGGGCACCACCAACAACAAGACGCGUGCUGCCUCUAACAGCAAGGGCCGGAGGGGCAGCCAGACGCCGUCAGAGCGCCGCACCCCACCUAACAGCAACACAGAGGACAUCAAGGCCAGUCCCUCCUCAGCUGGAAAACGCAAGACCAAACCAGCCUCGGACAUGGAACCCAAUUCCAGCUCAGAGGACACCAAAGGCAACAAACGCAUGCGGACAAACUCCAACAGUGGAGGGGUGGGACCAACAGGUCUCCCUAUUCCUUCUAUUAAGACUGAGCCACUUCCACCUCCCCUCGAUCGCAGCUGCCCCUCUCCAGUUCUUAUUGACUGUCCACACCCUAACUGCAACAAAAAGUACAAGCACAUCAACGGUCUCAAGUACCACCAAGCCCGUGCCCACAAUGAUGAUGACAUCAAGUUGGAAAUAGAUGGAGAUAGUGAAUAUGGAGAGGACUCCACUCUCCACCCUGAACCAGGGAACUGUAAUGGAGCAUCUAUCUCACAGAAGGGAUGUCUGUCUCCGGCACGUUCAGUUACUCCAAAAGGCAGGAACUUUGAUGCUCAAAGUCCUUCCCCAUCUCCAGGCAAGUUUGGUUCAAAGCAGAGUAAAAAGAAAAUUGCUGAGACAGAUGCGGAGAUGGGAGGGACACCGACAGAUGGAUGUGAAGACGGGCCAUGCCUCACUGAUGAGGCCAGUAAUGAUGGUAUAGAUGAUAAGAGAGGAUCAGACAAGUCUAAAAAGGCUGGCACAAAGGCUGAUAAAAUGGCCCAGAAAAACAUGAAGUCACCACGGCCCGUUGGCCCUGGCUCGACAGCAGCCCAGCAGAUGUAUCCUUUUCCUCCUGGAAACCCAAAUUCUUCCCCAGGGCUUACCCCAAUGAUACAAGGAAUUCCCAAGAGUCCCCAAAUGAAGGGCGCACAGCCUAAACCUCCUGUCAUUGGAGAUCCUGUCACAAGUAGCUCCAAAGACAAGAAGAAGAAAGACAAGAAGAAAAAAGAUGGCGGGAAGGAGGCUGACAGCCCCAAGCCUCCAGGAAAGGGAGGGAAACUGGAGGAAGGAAAGCUUCCAUACCCUGAACCUUCUGAUCAAGGAAAUAAGGGGGAAGGACUCCUCAAUGGUUCCUCAGAUCCUCAUCAGAGUCGCUUGGCCAGUAUCAAGGCUGAGGCUGACAAAAUUUACAGCUUUUCUGACAAUGCCCCAAGUCCAUCCAUUGGCGUAGCUAGUCGGAUAGAUGGCAGCGGGAUGCCACAGCCCCUCACGCCACUUCACGGGGUGAACCAGAACGGUGCUGACAACUCUUCAGUAAAAACCAAUAGCCCAGCAUAUUCAGACAUUUCAGAUGCUGGUGAGGAUGGUGAAGGGAAACUAGAAGGCGUCAAAGUCAGGACAGAGGACCAAGGCGUCAGGGAAAGUGUCAAAAAGGCGCUCUUUCCAAACCAGACACCCAACAAAGAUUCCCCGUACUAUCCUGGCUAUGAGACGUAUUACUCACCCAAUUAUGUGAACCCCAGUCCUGGUGGGCCCAAUCCAGGCACACCAGUCGCUGAAGGUCAGGUUAAGAUCAAAAGGGAAGAGGAGCAGGACCAAGCUGAGGAAAAAGUCAAGGUUGAGGUUCAUGAAGACCGCAAACCUGACAGCAGUGCUCCCAGCCAGCAACAGCAGCUGCAGCAACAGCAGCAGCAGCAGCAGCAACCCUCAGUCAUCCAACAACGAUCCAACAUGUACAUGCAACCUCUUUACUACAACCAGUAUGCUUAUGUGCCCCCAUAUGCAUACCAUCCUGAUCAGGCCUACCAUAACCACUUGAUGAACACCAACCCAGCCUACCGGCAACAAUAUGAGGAGCGGCAGCGACAGAUGGCAGAACAGCAUCGUGCUGAAAAGAAGUCAGACGUGGCCAUGAAAGAACGAGAAACCUCCAUGAAGGAGGAGUGGAAACAAAAAAGCCCAAUGCCACCAAGCCUCUCCAAAGCCCCAAGUCAGUCAGACCUUGGAAAGACGCCGCAGCCCCCAAGCAAAUCUAGGGACUCACCCUCUGAGCCCUCCUCCAAAUCCCUGGGAAGCAUAAAGGGGGAGGACCCAAAGUCCCAGCAAGCUGAGGGGCUAAAGAUGAAGCUGACCGAAGGGGGGCACCAUGGAAAGGAAGACUCCAAGCAAGCACUGGAGUCAAGAGGUCAGGCAGGGAUGGAGCAGGCCAUGUGGUACAGACAGCAGUACCCUGAGAGCCAGAAGCCCCAAGCAGAAGAGGAACACCAGCAACAACAACCUCGAUGGAAAGAUGAAAGGGACAGAGAACGGGAACGCGAUCGUAAAUUAAAGGAUGACAGGCCCAGACCCAAGGACAGUCAAAGUGGGCCCAAGGAGGACGGCAAAGAGGGCAGUGACCCCAGAAUCACUUCUGAGGAACACCGGGCCAUGAGCAAAGACUCUCGUUCUAAUCCCCACAUGCAAUUCUCAUCACCACUAGCACAGCACCAAGGCUACAUGCCCUACAUGCAUGGUUACCCCUAUGGACAAGGCUAUGACCCCAACCACCCUGGAUAUAGAGGCAUGCCCUCGGUCAUGAUGCAGAAUUACCCAGGUUCGUACCUUCCCGGAGGCUAUCCGUUUUCUCCGUAUGGCAGCAAAAUAGCCGGAGGUGAGGAAGGCGGCGACAAAUCUCGCGCCAGCCCUACCGUCACCAAAACGACAGCGGACUCCAAAGCCCUGGAUAUCCUGCAUCAGCACGCCAGCCAAUACAAGAGCAAAUCCCCCACAGUGGGUGACAAGCCACCCCAUGAGAGGGAGCGGGAGCAGGACAGAGGAGCCGGUGGAGACAGAGAUCGGGAAAGGGAGCGCGAGAGGGAAAGAGAAAGAGACGUGGACCGACCACGCUCCUCGCCCUCGCAGCGCAUCAUGCCCUCUCACCACCACCUGGGAUACCCCCUGCUCUCAGGGCAAUAUGACCUGUCCUACGCCACAGGUCUCUCCUCAUCAGCUAUUGUUGCCAGCCAACAAGCAGCAACCCCCUCCCUCUACCCACCACCACGGAGGUGAGAACGGGAAACCUGACCGUCACACCUCAACCCUGCAAAGAUUCAUGUGACUGGCUCACAUGAGAAGAAAAUCUCCCGGGUGUUACCUUUUAGACAUCAGUUGAAUGGUGUUUCUAUCUAUAUUUUUAGUUCCUCUGCCCCGAGGCUAGGCAGAUUGUUGUUUUUUUUGUUUUUUCUUUUGUUCUCCCCCUCGUAAAUGACCCCAAAUUUUCCAAACCUUGGACUGUAACAGGACUGAUGAUAACCCAGGUUCAAAGCCAUCACUCUGCCUCACCACGCAGAGGAAACACCAACCCGCUGAUUAUCUAGUCUUUGCACUGUCAACAAAUACAAUGCAAAAAGAGACUAUUGGACUGCCAGAACAGCUUUUUUGUUGUUGUUGUUGUUGUUUUUGGUUUUUUUCUUUCUUUGACUGCAUUGUUUUUUCGUCACACGCAGAAAGAAAUUGGCAGGGGGGUUCUGAUGAGCUGGGUGGCUGAUGGGAAAGGGGAGUCAAACUAAAUUAAGGACUGAAAAGAAAAGUGAAUCAUACUGAGAUGAUUUCAACUCUACGUCUUUGGCUUAUUGUAUGCCGCGAAACAACAGUAUAUCCUUAACUUGACAAAUGUUUGGCUAUAUUUCGUGGGGGAGAGGGAAUAUGGCAACAGCUGCUUCUUCAGAGACUUGAGAGCCUGAGACUGAAGUUUUUCAUUUUCCAUCAUCAUUGUCAAUUCCCAUCCUCUUUGAACCCUCAGUUCUUGUUUCAGGGAUGAUGUCGUCAUGUUUUUUUUUUUUUUUUU
Epinephelus fuscoguttatus (brown-marbled grouper) is the source of this 5579-nucleotide messenger RNA. RefSeq names its product zinc finger protein 609-like. The record is from RefSeq and is a predicted model, not a curated record. Gene Ontology annotation, cellular component: nucleus. Lineage: Eukaryota; Metazoa; Chordata; Actinopteri; Perciformes; Serranidae. Gene Ontology annotation, biological process: regulation of transcription by RNA polymerase II. The coding region runs from base 578 to 4801 and encodes 1407 amino acids. The transcript has 9 exons.